UUUCUAUUCCUCAUUAGUCAACAUGGCCUUUUCAAGCAUUUUGAUGUAUUCAAACUGAUCCGUCUGAACACAUCAAAAUGUAUUCAUGGCAUAAUGCUUACACCAUCAUUGCACAAAGUCUACUUGGGUUGAAUUCAGUUUGUUUUUAUUCAAUUUUAAAUCCUCCAAAGUUCAAGUUCCAAUGCACUCUGGAUCCAAUGCUUGGAUAUAGAGGCCUUUUCUGUGAGUUUUAUUUGUUGCACUUUAGGUCACGAGUGUUACAACUGAGUAAAAUGUAGAAAAAGCAGGAAGACGGCCAUGUUUGUUUUGUUGUACCUUAUAGUUGAAGGGCGUCUCAUUUCUUAGGGGAACAUUUUAAAACACUACACCGCCUCAUAAUACAUAAAAUACCACUAUAAGCAUUCAUUUAAUGUGUAUUCCAGAAUAUUCUCCGUCUGUAUGUCAAACAGCCGCAUCUCUUCCCCUCCCCCUAUGUUAGCAUAGAUUGGGACGCCCCUCGCUGCUGGGGGAGGGUAGGGCUGAAAUUUUCCUAAUAUUUCCACCAACACCGACAAGAUGGCUGCGCAGGUAAACAAAGAAACUCACAAAUGGACGCCGGAGGAAACCCGAGGUCUGAUCCGGUUUCGAGCAGAAAACGAACACCUCUUCCUCAAGUCCAAAAAAGCUGCUAAACUACUGUGGGAGACUUUAAUCAAGGAGCUGAGCCUGGAAGGGAAGGUGACGUCCCAACAGGUUUCCAAGAAGUGGGAGAAUCUAAAGAAGAAGUACAAGGAUCUGGGAACGCUGAAGGCGGGAUGUGGGACAGAGGGAGAUGUUACCCAGGUGACCUGGCAGUAUUUCGAUGACAUGGAUGAAGUGUUGGGCGGCAGAACGCCUGUGGAGCCUCCUGUUGUCGUCGCUUCCUUUAACGCAGACCCAGACUCCGUAACAAGCUUCGAACUGAAAACGGAAGAGUUUGAGCCGACAGAAGAAGCCGGUUUCUCCUCUGGAACGCCUUCGCCUGUUGCUCCUCCAGACUCCCCGACAUGUUUCCCCAAAAACAAGCGGAGGAGGAAGACGAACCCCUUUCUGGACUUCCUAAUGGAAGAAAGCGCUAAAGAACAGAGGCGACAUGAGGAGAGCGAGGCCAAAAUGGAGCGCUUUCUGAACUUAUUAGAAAAACUUAUUGAAAACAUUUUACCAAAAUGGUUUUUAUUAAUUUGCAUUUCCUCUUGUGAGUUUUACUGUACUUACUAAGGACAUUGUUUAAACCACAGUUAAAAAACAUGUUUUAUUAAUAAUUUUUAAACAAAAAUGAUUCAAUAAUCAUAAAAAAACAGAUGCAUUUUUAUUUUCUCACAUAUUUUACAUGAUACAUACCUGGAAAGUUAUGUAACUUGUUAGUGCUUGUAAAAUAACUUGCUACCUCUAAGUUAAAAAAUAAGUAAAUACAAUUUGUACCUCGCUGCUUUCACCAGGGGAAAGCUGGAAAAAAACAUUAGAAAUCCUGCUGACAGUAGUUGUUGUCCAGCCAUUCAUUGUUAGAACUGAUUACUGCCAGGCUAGCUGGGGUUGCUAGGUAACGGGUUGGGACUGGCUGGCGUUGCUAGGCGACAAGCAGUGCCUGCCGAUUUGUGACAUUCCAGAAGUUUUUGAAAAGGCUUGUUUUCCAGAAACCAAUAUCAGUAAAACAACGGCGUAGUGGGGCUACUGUAGGGAGAGAGAGACAAAAGGAGUAAAUUCCUGCCAGAAAUUUUAGAUUUAGAACAAAUUUAGAACAUUUCAAAUAUCAUAAAAAAGAAAAUUCUCGACUUUUAGAAAUUCUGUCUCAAAACUCAGACUUGACUUUUCAAUCUCAGAAAUGUUCAAGUUUUUUCUAGAAAAUUUUGAGGUUAACAGUAAUUUUUUUUAGUAAAAACUUUGCAAGAAAAACCCCCUAAAAUUUUGAGAUCAAUUUGAAUGUUUUCAACUUAGAAAUUUCCAAUUCUUUAUUUCAAAAUUUCAGAUUAACUCAGAAAUGUUCAUGUUUUUUUUUCACGCAAAUGUGUGAGUUUUUACUUUUUUUCCAAACAAUUUUUGAGAGUAAUGUCAAACUUUCCUGAGGUUUUUGGGACAAAUUUACAAGAUCUUUAGCUCAGAAAUGUUUUGGUUCUUUCUAGAAAAAUUCUCAGAUUAAUCUAAAAAUUUUCUGAAUUUUUGGUGGAAAUUUACUUCCGUUUUUGUCUCAUCUACAAUGACUCUAAUAAGUCAUUGUAGCAGCAGAGACCCAAAUGGAAACACAAAACAUGCUAACUCCAAAGAGGAGGAUGUUUAUUUAUUUACAGUAGAUUCAUUAGUUUAAUUUAGUUUUAGUUAGGGCUGAAAUGAUUAAUUGUGAUUAAUGAAUUAUUGAAGUAAUCAACUAAUUUAGUAAUCGAUUAAUCAUUAACUGAAGUACUCAGAGCAGUUGCUGACAGAACAACACAGUCAGAGGAGUAAUUAAGUUAAAACUGAACAAAAUAUUUAUCCAUUUUGCAUUUAAAAUAAUAAAAUUCUUUGUCUACACAGAAGUCUUCUAGUGGCAGUUUUGGCUUCACCUGAAAAGAAACAAUCUGCUUUUAGGCAGCUUUGACUGUCCAGUAAUUAAUUGGUUAAAAUAGCCAACAAAUGUACUGUAUUUCUAAUGUUAUUUAAAAACAUGAAAAACCGUCUUUUUUUUUAAAUCCUAUGGAUGCGUUAAAAAAA
Molecule: messenger RNA, 2703 nt
Organism: Poecilia reticulata (guppy)
Lineage: Eukaryota; Metazoa; Chordata; Actinopteri; Cyprinodontiformes; Poeciliidae
Source: RefSeq, a predicted model, not a curated record